This is a messenger RNA of Osmerus eperlanus (European smelt), 1419 nucleotides long. RefSeq lists its product as uncharacterized. Bases 156 to 1163 code for a protein of 335 amino acids. The record is from RefSeq and is a predicted model, not a curated record. The transcript is spliced from 2 exons. Lineage: Eukaryota; Metazoa; Chordata; Actinopteri; Osmeriformes; Osmeridae.
ACCAACACAACCCACAGCUAACCGAAAAGGUGUCUAGCAGAGGUGCUACUGUGCCAGCCAUCGAUGACGUAUUGUCUUUAGUGAAAUACUCGAUACAAUGCUACUCAUGUCUGAAAACAUUCAACAGGGAAUUCCUAUGUACGAACUACGUUAUCAUGCUCAACAAACCGGUUCAAAGUUCCUGUGGAUGUGUCAUAUGUACUAAAUGUUAUCGUUCCAGUCACGGGUGUGUCCGGCAUCAGGUGUCAUCUACAAGAUGUCACGUUAACACCACAGCUAGCUUUUUAGCGAAUUGUUCAGAGUUUAACAGUGUAUGUGGGGACUGGAAUGUCAAACUUAAGACGGACGACCAUUUCAUGACAGCUGAAGCGGUCAACCCACAUGUCCAGCAGAUGAUGAGACAUGUCAUUGACAUCCCGACACUGCGUGUAGCUUUCAGGCAUCUCCUUACUGCGGAUGACAGCUUUUCCUUCUGCUACUGGUCACACAAACAUUUGCCUGAAGAAGUGGCGUAUCGAUACGUAUGCAUUCCACAUCUUCCAGACUUCUGGGACCAUGUGAAUGUCGGGUGUCGCCCUGCUCCUGACACUGCAACAAUGAUUGGCCAAGAUGACAAUCUGCCAAAAUUAUUUGGCGUCCAAAUGGGGUGCUAUAAAUAUCAUUGGUCAUGCUUUGUUUUAGACAAGGAGAUCAAUCUCUAUAUGUGGUGCUCCUCCAUGUCUGUGGAAAGUCAAGUUAUUUUUCCACUAGUCGACGCGAGUCUUGUCGAUAUCACCUCAAGUAUACAGUUUCGACAGAUGGUUUACUAUUUAGCGGAAUGGUUUACAAUCCAGUACGUUGCAGCAGAGCGGCGUUUUAAUGUCGUUUUAGACUGCUGCCCGGACCAGGGCACUUUAGUCGAUGUAAUAAUUUUCCUAGCCUGGAAAGUCGGAAUGCCUAAGUUUAACCCUUGCUUGCCUUUCCGUCGACAUAGGGCAGAAUACAGUUUCAACGUGGGUAGUGCAAGAGAGAUGUUUACUUGUCCUUUUGAUGCAAAUGAGGGGGUAGAUUGUAUCAACAUUAUGGAAGAGUAUAAUUGUUUUCAUAGCAAGACUGCUGCGUUUUUUUCUGGCCUCAAACUUCAACGUCAUUGUACCAGCACAGAGUAUUACGGUUCCCUUUAAGUCAGCAUCACUGCAUUAUCCCCUGCCUGUUUUCAUGCUGAAAUCUAAGUCAAUCUAUGUAAUGUGAACCAGUACAACGCCAAACAUUGUAAAGGCAUUGAAAACGGCCAGGACCGGGAUUUAUACGAUGUCUUAUAUGUACUGUCACUUUACCACUUUCAAGUAUUAUUAUUUUGUAUUUUUUAUUCUAUUUUUAUAUUGUAUUCUUUGCCAGUAUUUUGUUAUAGACUUUGUCAAUGUUAUUGUAUAUUGUUUA